AUGAACGGCCCAGGUGCUUUUGCAGGUGGUGGUCAGAAAGCUUCCGCGCCGGCGGAUAUAUCAAUCAUUGGAGUGCUCCGGGUUGCCCACACGCUGAGUUACGACCGUGUGACCAACAGUGUGGGACGAUCAGGUUGCCUGAGGCGAGAUGGAGGGAGCAACUCAGAAACAGUUAGUAACAACGAUGUCAGUGGUCUUUGA
Molecule: messenger RNA, 201 nt
Organism: Opisthorchis viverrini
Lineage: Eukaryota; Metazoa; Platyhelminthes; Trematoda; Opisthorchiida; Opisthorchiidae
Exons: 1
Coding region: 1-201 (66 amino acids)
Source: RefSeq, a predicted model, not a curated record